Molecule: messenger RNA, 1993 nt
Organism: Populus euphratica (Euphrates poplar)
Lineage: Eukaryota; Viridiplantae; Streptophyta; Magnoliopsida; Malpighiales; Salicaceae
Exons: 3
Coding region: 1217-1774 (185 amino acids)
Source: RefSeq, a predicted model, not a curated record
UAUAAAAAAACAUUGUUUUUUAAGAAAUUCUGUGUAGAAUAAUUCUAAACGGCCUUUAAAUGUCCGAAAUCCGAAACACGAGGCUCGCUUUGUUGCAUGCAUCAUGACGACAAAAAUUUCCACAGGCGGUUUAUAUUAUAAUUGUUAUAACAAAAGCUAAACGAUAUCAGAUAUUUACUGUGGCCUGUGAGUUAUUCUACUGUGGAUUCAAGCAGUGGAUCUCGCCAGGAUUCUCGCGUCUCUUCUCCCGAUUUCUCUAGUCUCUGUUGGUUUAUCCCUAGCUCUUUGAAGCUUUUGGUGGCUUGGCAGGGGGUUUUAAUUGGUCUAAUUCCUUGAAUGCCUUUGGCAAUGGUGGCUUGGUUGGGCGUGGCUGGGAGUCGGUGAUUUCUGCUUAUUUUUUUGGCGCAAGAUGAAGCUGAUUUGCAUGGUUAGGUUGACCUUUUCUGGAAUGGUUACUGGGUAUAUGAUGAUUGUGCAUUAAAUGCACAACCCACUGGCCAUGUCCUGUUCAUCGAGAGAAUGGGGGCUGUUUUUCUGGGGAUUUGAUGUUAAGUUGGUUUCGGACCAGAUACUCUGGUUUGUUGCUGCCCCAAGUUGGUAAUUUGGCGUCUAAUUUCAUUAGGAAAUUGUCAGAUGAGUUUACUAUUCCUUUCCCAUUUGGCUUUUUUGCAAUCUUAGUUCUUUUUGGUCUUUUCUUCCUCUGUUUUGUGUCAGCCCCCUGAUAUUUACUGGGAUGUUUGUGGUUAGGGUGCAUUGCUUGGUUUUAUAUGUUUUUAAUUUUUUUCAUAGGGAUUUGGAUGCCACAUAUAAAUUUUUCCUGUUGUUAUUAUUUUCUAUUGGAGCGAAUUAGUUUGCAGGUUUGUUUGUUAGUAUUUCUCCCUUCCAUAAUGUUUAUGCGUCUUUUUUCCUCAGGUGUCUUUAUUAAUGUGUUGUUGCCUUGGUUUCUAUUUGACCUUUUCUCCGUGGCUUUGUUGUGUGCUUCUGUACUGACUAAUAGUUGUUUAUUGGGUGCUCAUUAUGUUUUUCUUCAGGGGAUUGAAGCUACUUCCAUUUUUUAUUGGUUGUCUUCCUUGCUAUUUUCUCAUUCUAAGGUAGUUAGUUUUCUAUUAGUUUUACCGUUCAAGACUCAAGUUUGGUGCAAUUUCUUCUUUGUUUUGAUGUUGGUCGAGAAGAAAGGAUUAGUUUUGCUUAAUAGCAUGUGCCAUUGUGCAGGGAAAUGGUCGGGAUUGUCUUCGAAACUACUGCCUAUGCUGUCUUUUUUUUUUCACAGUUUUGCGUCAGAGGGAUUGCUGUGGUGAUUUUAGUCUCUUUCAGGUCUGUUUAUUUCUUUCGUCCUCACCUUUGCUGUCCUGUUUUGUUUUCAUGUAUUUGUGCACUCUCGGUGCCUUGCUUGGUGUUGAUUACAUCUCUACUUUGUGUGUCGUGGCUUGGCUGUUCGUUUCUUCCUCUUUCUCUCUUGUUGUGUCCUGCCUUGUUGGGCAAUAAUUUACAACUAUGCUUGCCUCUUUGGAGAGCAAAAUCUGCUGCUGUCAGAAGAAAGUUGAGAGAGAAAUAUCAAGGACUCAAAAACGUGUUGGAAGUGGGUGUGUGCUCAGGAAUAUGCAUGGUGGGUUUAUUCCUGCAAAAGCUGUCUUCAAUUCCAGGGUGGCUAGUCCUAAAGCAAUGGAGGCUAUUUCCAUUAAGUAAGCUCUUAAUUAGUUGGAUAAAGUGUAUGGAUCUGCAACAAGUGGAGAUUGCUAUGGAGAUCAGCGAAGGUCAGCAAGCUGGGAUGUAGCAGCUUAUGCGAUAGACUUUCUUCUAUGCUGGAGAAUGUGGCAUCUCCAAAAUCAAUCAUGUUCGGCGUCAUAUCAAGCCAGCUGCUCAUAACAUUGCUCGUCAUGUGUCCCAGAGUUCUUCUGUAGUUGUUUAUUGUGAUAGCCUUCCUCCUUGCUUUAACGGAAGAGCACCUUUGACUUUGUACUUGGGUAUUUUCUUCUUUGAUAAAUCCCUAUUA